Molecule: messenger RNA, 3451 nt
Organism: Haemorhous mexicanus (house finch)
Lineage: Eukaryota; Metazoa; Chordata; Aves; Passeriformes; Fringillidae
Gene: MXD4
Product: MAX dimerization protein 4
Exons: 6
Coding region: 97-783 (228 amino acids)
Biological process (GO): regulation of transcription by RNA polymerase II
Molecular function (GO): RNA polymerase II cis-regulatory region sequence-specific DNA binding; protein dimerization activity; DNA-binding transcription factor activity, RNA polymerase II-specific
Source: RefSeq, a predicted model, not a curated record
GCUGUGUGUCAAAUGUAGGUUGAGCGAGUGCUUAAAACCGGGGGCUCGAGAGUCCCCGCGCGUGAACUCGGCGCGGGGGGCUCGGGACGGGCAGCCAUGGAAUUGAACUCCCUGUUAAUCCUCCUGGAAGCGGCCGAGUACUUGGAGCGAAGAGACCGAGCGUUCCUGCAAAGGAGGAAAAAAUUGCAUGGAAAAAAUAUAUUGCCACUAAUGCUGACUUUGUCCCUAGAAGCAGAACAUGGCUAUGCAUCAGUGUUACCCUUCGAUAGUGACUAUUCCAGAAAGAAAACAAAGGCAGGCACCAUGGCCAGAAAAUCCCAGAAUAACAGGUCAUCACACAACGAACUAGAAAAACAUAGGCGGGCUAAACUCCGGCUAUAUUUGGAACAGCUAAAACAGCUUGUGCCUCUCGGGCCGGACAGCACCAGACACACCACUCUAAGUCUGUUGAAAAGAGCUAAGAUGCAUAUCAAGAAAUUGGAAGAACAGGACCGAAAAGCUCUCAAUAUUAAAGAACAAUUACAGCGGGAGCACCGCUACCUCAAGCGCAGGCUGGAGCAGCUAUCCGUGCAGGGCAUGGAGCGAAUCCGCACUGACAGCAUGGGAUCAACAAUAUCCACUGACUCUGAACAAGAAGUAGACAUUGAAGGAAUGGAGUUUACUCCAGGUGAAAUGGACAGUAUUGGAAGUGCCAGUGAUGCUGAAGACCACUACAGUUUGCAGAGCGGUUCGAGUGACGGAGGUUACACACAUUCCCGCAGACUGAAUGCCAGGCUCUCAUAGUGCCUGAGUUACCUGCUCAACUCAGGACCAUCUGACUGAAGCACUUAUAUAUGAAUAUUCCAGAGGUGUCAACUGCCACUCUUCCGGGAAACCCCAACCACAAUACUCUGACAUGGAGGUUUCUUACCCACGGUUCCCUGCACUGUAACCACAAUAGUAGAUAUUGUAAAUCAUGGGUUUGCUGCAGAGAACUGUGGUUAGGUACAGUUGUGACUUAAAGCUAGCUUGAUGUAGCCAUCCUGCAAAUUAAAGGAAAUAAAUUAUGUCGUUCCAUUCAAGAAGUAUUAAAUUCAAACUGUUGGAAGCAUGGCGUAAGGGAGUUUGACAGUUUAUUUUGAUUUUGCAGAAACCAUUUUCAAACAUGGAAGAAUAAAUGAAAUCUACAAUGUGUUAGUGAUUCAGAGAUACAAAAACCUAAAACUACUUUUUGUGGUAUUUUUUCAUGAAAAAAAACCCCAAACCCAAAACAUUUUGAAUGCUGUAUAGUGGGCUCCAUAGAGUAAAUUCUUUCAGCAGCUGUUGUUUGGGUGAAGCAGGCAGAUAAAUCUUCAAAUCUCAAAUGAUCUUUAGAAAAGGUCAUAUUUACAAGUCACUACUGUACUUCAAAAUGGGGGAAAAGCCAGCUCUAAUAAUGACUUCAUGUGGAAUGAUCUCAACUUUCUUUUGCUUUUUGUAUUCAAUAUCCAACCAGCAGCAAAUCAUUCUAUCCAUGUUAACGGGAGCAGUAGAAAGCAACAUGGCAGUUUUAACCUGUUACUGUGGAAUGGAUGACAUUUGAAGCAUUUCAGUGGUUUUAUGGGUUGUUGUUUUCAUUUCUUUCUCUGAAGAAUACAGAACUCAAGUGAUCCAGUUUGUGAUAGUUAAUCUUUCCUUGCAAGGAAAUGAAAUCUCUGUUUGCUUGUAUUUUUUUUUCUUCUCUUCUAUUUACACAUGUCAAUACAUUCUUAUGGAAGGCAUGGCUUAAAACUACAGUAUUCAGCUAGAAGAUAAUUAAUUUUUUUUCUUUUGCACACUAUAAUUGCAUUUUCUAUUCUUAAAAAAGUGCAAAAAAAUUAAAAUGUAUGCUGUAAAACAGCAAAGUUUAUUUAGUACUCAUCAAGCUGUUCAGAACAUAUUUACCCAAAUUGUAGCAAUACUAUGAAGAUGUAUUUUAAUACAACUUCUGCUUAGUGAAGUCAUUAGAGCUUGGCUUGCCGGGUAAGAAAAAAAUGGACCAGUCUUUGCAUUAUCUGUUUAAAGAAGGUCUUUUAAAAAAAUAAAAAAAAAAAGAAGGAAAAAAAAAAGAAAAAAUUGAAAAAAAAAAAAAGAAAAAAGCUAUAAACACUUUUAGGGAAGUGAUUUUAGCAAGUGUAGUCUAUAUUUCCUGUAAGAGAUUUUGUAUUAUAUUUUCCUAAAUGUUCUCAUUUACUUGUAUAAGGAGGGGAAUGGUACAGACCCAGACCAGAGUCUCAGGGACUCUUCACCUUUGUCAUAUUGUGCCUUGGUGACCAUUUAUGUAUGCCUCUCCUUCUCAUUGUUUAAAGGACAACUAAGCUUUGUUUCAAGACCCUCUGUUCAAAUGGUCAGUUGUCCACCUUCUUACGGAUGAAGCAGAGAGGUGUAUUUAUAUCUUCACCCUCUCACAACUGAUUCAGUGUGGCUUUAAGUAAAAUCAUGAAAUUAGGUUUUGGUGCGAGGGUUAAUUGUCUUUGUAUGAGCCCUCCCUUGGAUUCUUCAGCACCCAAAUCUAUUUUUUGUUAGCUUAUAAAGUCAGGGUCUCUGUGAGACCAGCGCUCAGUGGCUUGGGAAACACAAACGUACUGUGUAAGGCUAUGGGAUGUCCAAGUGUGGUGCCAUUUUUAGCAUUCAGAUACAAGACCUCAUGACAGACUGACCAUAAUGAUCAAAAGCAAAGGUUCAGUUGUUCUUUCAACAUCUGACAUACGUGUCCUCCCUUUGGCUCUUACAACACGGAGUAGAAAUAUGAAUACAUUUUGUGGCAGCUUACAGAUCCUUGUUUGCACUCUCGCUUACUGCUUGGAACUUGCCAACAAGGAAACGUAUACAUUUAAUUUACAUAACCUAAUGGAUGGCCACCCCUUCUUUGGCUCUGGGGAGGGGCCUAAGGUUAUCAACUCUGGCAGCUGAAUAAGAAAACAAUUAACCUUUUCUGUGAUGCAGGUUUUGGUAUUACAUUCUAUACACCUUGCAUAUUACUAAAAUCCUCAUUGUUGGGGAAAGCACACAGCAAUAUACUCAUUGUGUGUAGCUGACAAGCAGCAGAAAUUACUAGCUCCUUUGGUGCAUAUGUAACUAAUUUCCAAAUCAUGGAAAAAAAAAAAAAAAGAGUUUACUUUAACACACGACUGUUAACAGGAAAAAAAAAAGAGGCUAGUAUAUUGUUGCUGUUCAUUUAUUAUAUAAUGAACACAUUCAUGGAUUGUAAAGUGUUUCCUUUCAUGACAAGCAGCUCUUGCACAGAACCUCCUAAUGAAAAGAGAUUUGAAACUUACAGAAGGAAAAACGAGACUUUAAAUUGAACAUUAUUGUACCUUAGGUCAACCUGAAAUUUUCCUUUUAAAGAUGAAUGUGCUAACUUAAUGAGUUCUUCCACGCUGGGUAUCCAUGGCUUUGUAGAUCUUAUAUUUUCAAUAAAAAUUACUCGAAUAAUCUUGAGUGGAAAUAAAAA